UAUUCAAGAUCUAGGUAUGGGUUUUACACCAGUUUUCUGUUGCUAUUUAAUAUUGUUAAUAUUCUAAACUAUUCAAGCAUUUGUUUACUUGUCAAAAAUUUUAGUUUUUAGUUUGGGAUCAAUUGAACCCCCUUUUGUCGAAGCUUUUACCAUGUCCUCGUGGUCUGCAAUUAGAGGAUUCGUGUGAGGACUUUCACUGUGUGACGUGUCCUCGGAUCCAAAAUUCGAAAAAUGAACUUUAAUAGCAUUUACUGUGGAAAUGCAGAAUCAAAUUAUCCACCAAGACUGGGCAUUUGUAAGCGGAAAACAUGGCGACAGCGACAGCAAGCUCGACACGAGACCCAGGAUCGCCGUCAAUGGCGGGAGCAGAAUCAAGCGGUGAUCGAGCGGUUGUCCCAGAUGGUCGGUGCUUGGCCCCAGGAUGUCGGUGACUUCCUCUACGACCUCACCCUGAAGAAAUAUUCGCAUUUGCUAAACCCCCGGGAUCGUGGAUGGAGCUUCUGCAAGGUGCCACUCUGCUAUCCGAAUGUCUGUGACCGCUACAUGGGUAUAUUCGAUCGGUCUGGCAACUUGAGGGAUCCCACGCAUCCGAAGUGUCUCCAUCAUCUGCUCCAGUUGCUGCUGGAUCAUCUCAAUGGCGGUUGCUAUAACAGCUGCCUGGGGUUGCCCCUGCACGCGGAGUAUUCUGGCGGUUGUCCACCCAGUCUUCGCAGAUACAGAAAUGUUGUUAAAAUCCACGAUUCAGAAGUAGAGGGCAUCGAUGAGCACGCUAGGGAAUCCUUAACCUGGGAUCCGGGAAGUCCGUUGCCCAGGAAAUUUAAUAUCAAAAGUAAAGCCGCCACAAUACCACCACCAAUAGAAUCACAAAAUGAUUUACCAACCAGCAGCCCAAGGAUGUCAAUAGAAGGACCCUAUAAGCGUGACGAUCCCGAUAAAGCUAAAAAGCAAAUCCCGAGGAAGGAUCUUGGCCGAUAUUCGGUCUUUCUCAAUGAUGAACUCGCCUUGGCCCACAAUAGAUCGUACUUCUAUAUGGAGAAUAUGGUAAAUGAGGCGCUAGAGCGACGACGCAAUAAGAACAGUUAUGUUGGACCCAUAGGGAAUCUAAGGACCGAACGACUGCGCGUUCUUAUUAAAACUUUAAUUGAGAAAAAGGGACGCCGAGUAGAUCCCCAAGAGUUGAACAGGAUCAUCGACAAAGUUGAUCUCAGCCAUCACGUUGAAAAGAAACGUCUGAAGCAAAUAGCCAUUGAGAUCUCGACGCUUUACAGCUCCGUUGUGCAGUCGAAUUCGAAUUUUAACAAGUCGAAACUCCCAGCGUCUCAGAGACGCCCCAAAAAAGUACUAGGGACUCUAAAUAUUGCGAUCCAUGAGCCCCUCGUAAAUCGUAAUAAUAGUAAAGUCUCUAGCAAGCGCAAUACCUGGCUGAAACCUCAGGAUCAUCGUAAAUCUUUAGUAACCCAUCGAACUACUUGGAAAGGCAGCCAUAACAAGGAUAUGGAAAGGCUCUCAACGAAACACAGGAAAUCGUUAUAGUUUAUUUUUGAAAUUAAAAUUGAUCGAAAAUUAUCUUAAACA
Drosophila kikkawai is the source of this 1575-nucleotide messenger RNA. RefSeq lists its product as uncharacterized. NCBI's taxonomy places the organism in Eukaryota, Metazoa, Arthropoda, Insecta, Diptera, Drosophilidae. The record is from RefSeq and is a predicted model, not a curated record.